AUGGUAGAGUGGCGGAAAGUGAUGAAUAUUGACGACAGUUUGCUGUGGCAAGACGAAGGAGCCAUCGAGUCACCAUACGCCGAGAUGCAAGAAGUUAAAGAAUUCACGCGGGCGCGUACUGAUCGGGUUGCGCCAUUGGAGUUCCUCAACAGAUUGAGGGUCGGACACGAGCACGAUGCUCUUCUUUUCAAUGCAUCCCGCAGCGAUGCUCUUCCGAUGUCUGCAAUCAGAGCUCUCGUGGCGAGCGCGUCGCGCGGCUUCCUCACGAAGUCAAAGAGGGGCCACCGGAUCCUCCGGAAGGUGGCGGGGCUCGUGUGCCGGUGUGCCAAGAAGGAGCUCGGGCCCGUCGGCCUUCUCUGGACAAAGGCGGCCUGGGUUGGGGGCCUGCGUGCAGCUGUGGCAGGGCUCGAGGGUCUGGCGAGCACUCCAGAUGCGGGCCUGCAAUACGUCUUCGAGAAUGUUCUAACGUCGAUCAAGCAGGCCCACCUUGAGGGGCUGCAGCAACCAGCAAGCGCCUCCCAUGAAGCUCACAGGACCACUGCGAGCCCAACGCCCGCGAGCCCUGCUGCCACGAAUGAGGCCCGACCCCCAGCUGGUGGCGCAUCUGGGAAAGCGAGGAGAGGGAGGGAGGAGCUGGCCAGCUACCUCUUUGGGGACGAAGUUCCACACGGCUUCCUCUGCGGAGAAUGCAGCAACCCCGCGACCUUUGCAAUACGCGGGAGCAGGGCAGGGAGCAACCUCCAGUACUUCUGUGGUGUGCAUCGCGAGGUCACGGGCUGCUUCAAAUUCGAGAAAACCCGGGCAGAAUGGGCACGUGACCGUGUAGUGUACGGAUUGAAGGCAGAGCUGGCGCGAGCGCUUGACGAGGAGUCGCUUCUGAGAGGCAUUCGGGGUUGGGACAAAUGGCAGGAAAGUGGAUACUGGGGAGAUGCAACACCAAAAAGCAGAAUCCUGAUAGUAAAGCUCCUGAUCAUGGGCGGAAUCGAGAGCAACCCGGGAUGGUCACCGUCAAAUGAAGCUUGCCCGGAAGGAGAGCGUCCUUCAGCAUCAGGAGGAGACGCACCAGCAUCUGACGGCGGCGGCGCUGCAGUACCGCAUCCUCUUCAUGCCGCGACCAUUGCCCCUGAAGCCCUGACCGCACUUGCGGAGGUGCGGAUGGAUUUGCCUGCAUCCUGUGCGAGCACAAAGAGGCCGCUGGAGCAGGUGCUUCCACAAGCAGGACCGUCGGGGGGGAGGAGGAGGAGACUCUUCAAGGUCUCGGAACUCGCGAGCAGAGCCCAAGUGGACCAUGCUGCAGACAACGUGGACGAACCAGCUCCUGAUGUCCGUGCACGGGAAGGAGGAGAGCUGGAGGAAGACCUCGGUCAAAGGUCCGAGCGGGGUGCGGGGAGCCGGCGUGAUGGGCGCAAGGCCAGGAAGGACCGAGUGGUUGCCGCGUUCUUUGCGCACUGCGAGCAGCGGAGAGCUGCAUGGGCUGCCCACGAAGAAGAGGAGAUCGAGGAUGGCGAGGCCCAAGAACGUGAGUCCCGUCCCGGAGCUGCACAUCCCAAUACUUCCCUCGAAGACGUGCCUCUUGGAGGAGAACCCCGGGCGCAAGCGGAUGUCCCGCUGCAUGACGUGCACCGGACAAGGGCUGCUAUGGAGUUGACGGCGGUCGCAUCUGCUGGAGACAUUGGGUUAACGAACGAGGGCGGCGAAGCAAGGGCGUCGACGUCUGCGGCGCCAAAGACUGGUCGGCCGGUUCAGAAGAAGCGACGCAAAUGCGCGAAAUCGAAUCCGGUCCUCAGGGACGAGGCGGCUCGAGAGGCCGGCGCGACUCAUGCACGGUCCCCCCUCGCGCUGGUGACGGACGCUCCCAUCUCAAACGUCGGGACCCUGGUCGACCGUCUGAAGGCCAAGCGGGACGCUGAAGAGGCAGCCGCGCGAGAGGAGCGGCUCAAACGGUAUGGGCGCACGCAACCCCUAGGGGUUCCACGUAGGACGGGAGAUGCCUCGGCCCACACCAUGGACCAGGACUCGAGCCCCUCUUCCCCUCUGCGCUCUUCCGUCCUCCCUUCCCAGGGUGAAGACCCCGCCCCGAGCGCAGCGCAGCCCCCCACAGCAGCCCCCUCUCCACAGGUCGUGGAAGACGAACGGGCCCCGCCGUCGCCGCCGGCCGACCAGCCGCCUGUGGAUGUGGAUGCGGGUUUGCCUCCCUCCCUCUCGGAAACCCAUGAUGCGCCCCCCUUCCCCGCUGGGCGCCCACCCUCUCCGCCCCCCGCUGACCAGCCCCAGGAGCCCCUCGUCAUAGCCCCGCUCCCGGAAGAAAACCCACUGCCCGAGGUCCCCGGUCAGCUCCCUUCAGUCACCCCUUCCCCUUCCCACGCCCACCAGGAGCAAGCGCUUGCGUCCGUCGACCAGGGGCUUGCGCCUGACCUGCCAAAUCAGCCCUCGGCAACGGAGGCAAGACGACCCACUGCAGCCGAGCCGUCCGUAGAGCCGUCGUCUGCGCUUCCGCCCACCGAGCCACUCACGCAGCUGCCUGGGGAUCCCCCUCAGGCUGCGUCGGUCGAGGACAGCGGGCCCGGCUGGUUGAAGAAGCUUGAGUUGGCGCUCCGGCAGCAGCGAGCGAAGGGCCAUGCGAUCGUUGUGGCUCAGGACAUAAACGAGGAAGGGGCAAAGCGCUGGGGCAGUUUCAAGGACGUCGCAGCCCUGGCAGCGUUUCGGGGGCCGCUCGCGCGACCCGCUCACCUGUAUGAAGUCAUUCAGGACGACGCCCGCUGGCGCGUCUACUUUGACCUGGACUUCUCGAUCGCCACCGAGGAUUUCAACGACUUUGAGCGGCGCCUGGCAGCAUUCCACCUCGUCAGAGACCGGUUCCUGACCUCGGUGCUCAACGUUCCCAGGGGUGCGCUUCGUUUUCAAGCGUGCAAGGCGCACGGGCCGGCGCGGCCCCCGAAGCAGGGUUUUAAGUUCAGCGUGCACGAGGUUCUGGAGGGGUUUUAUCUGAGGGGAUCGGACGCCAGGAGGGCGUUCGGGAAGGCCUUUGGGUCCUUCUUGGAGGAUCCCCCAGACGAUCUGAAAGCGAGUGUCGAGCUCAUGCGGAAAGUGGGCGGGUCCGACUAUAUCUGGGACGGAUCGGUCUAUGGGCGGCGCCGUUGCUUCCGGUUGCUAAGGUCGUCUAAGUUUGGGGACAAUUUCCGUCCCCUCGUCCCAUUGGAGGGCAGCUCCGAGGCGAUUGCGGACCACCUGGUCUGCUUGUACUCGGAAGCGGAAGUGGCUGGUUCCACCGAGGUCAGCGCCGCCCUCCUCGGGGAGUGGGCGAUCGCGAGGCCUGCCCCCCUGGCCCCGCCCCGCGUGGGGCCCUUCCGACAGAGGGCGCUCACCCUCGAAGAGGCGAGCACCUCACAGGGCCCCGGCGCCGAGGACCUUUCGGAGCAGGAGCGGGCCAUUCUCCUCGCCCGCUACCAGGAGGACCACGCAGGGGCCGAAAUCAGCCGGGUGGUCCAGGAGCGGCCGGUGGUGUUCUUCGUUCUCUUCCAAGCGCCGGAGCCCACGUGCUGCAUUGCGGGAAGGCGUCACACAUCCUUGGGCAACCAGAAUCCGUACCUCAUCUACAGAAGGAACGAGCCGCGCAUCGCACGCUAUCAGUGCUUUGCAAACAGCUGCAGGGGCGAGUGCCGGAUGCUGCCCCUGGACAUGCUCACCACGUUCGGCUGGACGGAAGACUACGAGGAGAAUCUGGGAAUGCGACCCUACCCCGUCUUUGAGAUCGAGCACGUCCGCAAGCGGACCAUGCUGAUUUCCGCCAAGAAGGGGGUGGGAAAAUCAAAAGCGUUCAUGGAUUGGGCAGUGGCCAUGGUCGGGAAGAAUCCCGGCCUUUCUUUCCUCCUCAUCGGAGCUAACAUCUCUCUUUCCCGAAAGUAUCACCAGGACUUAGUCGACGCGGGCGUGAAGGACGUCGUGCUCUACCAGGAGGCGCCUCCGGGGCCUAUCAACGGUCCCCGUGUCGUCUGCUGCAUCAACUCUAUCCACCGCGUGCAAUUCAAGAUGGACGUCGUGGGGAUGGACGAGAUGGACAUGGUGCUCACGAACCUCAACUCCGAGGUCAUGACCCAACGGGGCAGGGUGCUGUCCUGCCUCGAGGCGUUCGUGGCGGGCGCGAAGGUUGUCAUUGGCAUGGACGCCAACAUCGAUUGCGCGCGGGUCAUGGAAUACCUCUUCAUGGCACGCCCGGAUGCGGCUCUCCACACCAUUCGAAAUAGAGGCUUGUAUCCAGCGGCGAGGCGUGCGACCAUCCGGGUCUUCUCGCAAGCGAGCGAGUCGCUCGAAUGUAUCGGCACCGCCGUGCAGGAUGUGUUGGACCGUGUCGCCCGAGGCACGAAAGUUGUUUGCCCUUCGACCUCCAAGCGCUUCGUGAAACACCUUGAACAUCAUUUCAACGUCGAGUUCCCGCCCGCCGAGCCCCAAAAGCGCGGCAUCUUUCUUCAUGCCGACAAGAGGUCGAAGGCCGAUGAGGACUUCUUCCAGAAGGCAAUGGCCGAGCCAGACACCUUCUUGGAGGCGGACUGCGUGGCCUUCUCUCCAAAACUCGGCCCCGGCGUUUCAAAAGAGAAGCCGUACGCCGAGGAGACGGUCGCUUUCGCUCUUAACAGCCUCAACGGGCCUGAUGUUGAGACGCUUCUCCAGCAGCACGCUCGCUUCCGGACGGUCACCAACUCCACCAUCGACUACAAGCAGGUGGUCUCGUCAGCAGUGGAUCUGCCGCGCUCUACCGAGGCGGUCUUCCAGGCGAUCGAGCGGGACGACAGACAGAUUGUCAAGAUGCUCGGCGACGCCUCAGGCUUCCAUUUCCUGAGGGGCUCGCGUGGCAUCUGUGACCGAUCCUCAGCGAGCUGCGUCUUGUACGCAAACAACAUCCUCGCAAAGGUGGAAAGCUAUCUGGAGUUCGUGCCGAAGCUGAAGGCCGACCUAGAGAAGCAGGGCUACGAGGUGACGGUUGAGCACAUCGAACCAAGGGGCAACCUUGGGCGUCCACCUCCAGAGGUGCCUCUCGGCUUUGAUCCGGACCCAGAGCUUCUGAAUGACGAAGACUGGCGCGCCAGAUACAUCAUCAACGUGGACCAGUACGAGCGUUUGUGCGAGAGGCCGGAGGAGUUGAGUCAGAGGGAGCAGCUCCAGGAGUAUCUGCUCGAGAUGGUUACAAAUGAGUACAAGGUCGACCCUAGGCGGGUUGAUCACAGCUUCUACCUUCGCUCCUGCGCUGAUACGGACGAAGCAGAGAAGACGAAAGAGGCUCACGCAAACUACCUUAGAUUUCGUGAGCACCGCUUCGCCACCCUCGCCGGCGAUCUGGACAGAGCGCUGGGCCAAGUCAACGAGUUCGGCGUGGUCCAGGAGUACGUCAAGGUCGUCCGCGACCCCCUCAACCGCGUGCCGUUUGCGGCCCGCAUCCUUGCCUUCCUAGUCGGUUGCGAAGAGGAGCAGCUAGACCAUGGAGCGGAGCUGUGGGAGGUCUCGGAGGAAAGCGUGCAGGCCGCCUAUGCGAGGUUCAUCGGAUUCAGCAAAGAGCAGCUGAAGACCAUCUUCAACCUGUACGGCUUUGUGCAGCAGAUCUCCAGGCGCUCCUCAAAAACGGCCGAAACAGGGAACAAUGAGAGAAAGGCUCAAAAGCGUAAUGCAGUGGGGAAAGUUCUUAGAGCGGGCCUCGGAGUUGAGCUCCAGCUGGCAAAAAAGAGCAACAACAAAUUCAUCUCUCCCCACCUCUUGACGCCUGCAAUCUAUAGGGGCUUGCAUGAGCGAUACGGUUCAUACGAUCCAGGAGUAGGGGCUGCAGAGGAGUGCAUAAUUAGGUUGUAA
Molecule: messenger RNA, 5838 nt
Organism: Klebsormidium nitens
Lineage: Eukaryota; Viridiplantae; Streptophyta; Klebsormidiophyceae; Klebsormidiales; Klebsormidiaceae
Source: the annotation of a GenBank genome assembly